Messenger RNA from Mollisia scopiformis, 636 nucleotides. RefSeq lists its product as uncharacterized. The coding region runs from base 1 to 636 and encodes 211 amino acids. The transcript is spliced from 2 exons. The record is from RefSeq and is a predicted model, not a curated record. NCBI's taxonomy places the organism in Eukaryota, Fungi, Ascomycota, Leotiomycetes, Helotiales, Mollisiaceae.
AUGUCCGCAAGCGCGACAACUCACCCACCAGAGACGAGUUUCGGCACCGUUACAUCCUGGCUGCCUCUCACGACGCCUUUCGUCUCGCCAGACGGCUGCUCGUCCGCUUUAUGGGCACGGUGGGGCUUCAUUCAAAGUGAAUCAUACAACGCGUUAGCCUUCGAUCCCUCCUACGAUGGUAUUUCCUUUGACGGCAGAUUAUCCUGUCUUCCACCUGAAGCCAAGCUAUGGUGGGAAAGAGACAGCAGUGUCAAGUCUGGUGUAUCGACUGAGUAUAGUAUUGGGCUUAUUGUUUGCCCACAAGACUAUGCGACUGUUGGUACGAGUAUAGUGGGAGCUGGAAGCACAUGGGUUGCGUGUUGUCCGUCAUCGUCUUCGGGAGCAAAAAUAGAAAUCGGUGUGGGGAUUGGUGGUGCUGUCAUCUGUCUCUUGGCUUUUCUCCUAUUGCCCAUACGACACCAGCUCAAAGAAAGGAAAGCAGGCACACAGCUGGAGUUUUCAAGGGAAGGGAGACCUGAGUGGAAAGUAGAGUUGCUAGGCGCGGGUAAAAUAUUAGCGCAUCAUGAGCUUCCUGCAAUGCACGAGACAGACAUGGAUAUCACUUCUAUUCCUCAGUGGCAUGAACUGCCCGUGUAG